Molecule: messenger RNA, 1236 nt
Organism: Saccharomyces eubayanus
Lineage: Eukaryota; Fungi; Ascomycota; Saccharomycetes; Saccharomycetales; Saccharomycetaceae
Exons: 1
Coding region: 1-1236 (411 amino acids)
Molecular function (GO): protein binding
Source: RefSeq, a predicted model, not a curated record
AUGGCCACUACUACUCAUUUGUCGCCAAUUUUUAUACAGAUAACUUCUCAGUCUACACCACUAAACAUGAAUAGUUAUUCUUUGGUUGAAUUAAGCUCUUUUGGAUCUGAAAACUGGUGUCUAAAGUUACAACCUUCUUAUAAGCACGGACUUCUGACAGGGCUGAGCAAUGGUGAGAUAUGUUUGUUGGAUUGGAAUACCGGAAAGCCGUUGCAAAAGAUCAGAGCAAGCGAGACGGCAAUUAACGAUAUGAAGGUCAUUGACAGCGACUUUGUUGCAGGGAAUCUAAUUAGUAGCGCCUCUAUUGACUCUGUGAAGGUUUUCGACAUAAGAUCAAAUGACUGUGUUGCAAAAAUUAACAAUGAGACUAACUCUCCUUUUCUCUCUUUGGAUUCCCGUCAUGGCCUACUAGCUUGUGGUACAGAAUUACAUGGUAUCGAUGCUACUAUACAUAUCUAUGACGUUCGCAAAUGGGAUACUCCAUUAAGAUCGUUGGUUGACUCUCAUCAUGACGAUGUCACUUGCAUUAAGUUUCAUCCUUCUGAUGUCAAUGUUUUGCUUAGCGGAUCAACUGAUGGAUAUACUAAUAUUUAUGAUCUGAAACAAGAUGACGAGGAAGAUGCUUUACAUCAAGUCAUCAACUACGCGUCGAUCCACUCCUGCGGAUGGCUAUCUCCAAAGAGAAUAUAUACUCUAUCGCAUAUGGAAACAUUUUCAGUUCACGAAUUGAAUGACAAAUCUGACGAGUUGAAAGAGCCACAGCCUUUAGACUUUGGUGAUAUUAGGAAAGCAUGGAAUUGUGAUUAUGUAGUAGACGUCUAUCCUGGCUUUAUCGCUACCGGCAAAACUCAAGAGGGUGCAGGAGAGCUACGCCUGUUACCAUUCAAAGAUGAGAAGAUAGAUAUAGAAAAUGGAGUUGUAAUCCCACAUGCACAUGGAGAUGAAGUAGUGAGGGAUGUCCUUGUAUCAGCACAAAAUACCGAUGUUUUAUAUUCUUGCGGUGAGGAUGGUUGUGUCAAAAUUUGGAAAAACAAUCUGGGGCCCCUAAAUACACCGGAAAGCUUCUGGGAUUAUUCUGAAAGAAUGAGUGUUUUAGAAGAUGAGAACAAAGAAGCCCCAACAAGCCUAGAGGAGCCUUUGAUUAUUCAAAAAGAAUCGGUGACUACGAAACCCAAAAAGGAAAAGCACAAGAAAAGUAAGAAGCAUUCCAAGAAGAGUCGUUUUAAACCUUAUUAG